CCAAUAUAAUUUUUCAGAGCCACAUUCAGAUGAGUUCGUUAGACGAGUUCGUGAAUUCACCGGCAUGGCUAGUCAAGGUGUCGGGGGCGCAGCGCGGGCGCGAGCGGCAUGCGGCCCCGACGGCAGACGCCCAUGGAGGUCGGCUAGCGGCGCGCGCGCAGCCCCCGCGCCCGCUACCCCUGCCCCGCCCCGCCGAAGCCAUGGAACUCGCUGACGUGCCUCGACACCGACCCCUCGCCUUCGAUAAGAUGGAAAGCUUGAUAAAAGAAAUGCAAGACCCAGACUCAGGCGUUCCAGUAAGAAGUCAAAAACUGUUUCUCACUCUAAUUCCGUCUGCCUUUAUGGGUUAUGAUCUUGUCGAAUGGCUGAUGGAUCGGUUUAAUUUUGAAGAACCUACAAAUGUUGAAGCAAUAAACUUAGCCAAUCAACUGUGUCAAUAUGGGUACUUCUUUCCUGUCAACGAUUUGAAAAACCUUGUAUUGAAGGACGAUUCUUCUCUUUAUAGAUUUCAAAGUCCGUAUUACUGGCCAUGGCAAGCGCCACGCGUGGCGGGCAGCUCGAGCGCUCCAACAUUGGGCCCAGACAAUGUGGAGUACGCUAUUUACCUGGUGAAGCGGACGUUACGUAACAAGCAGAGACAUGGCCUCGAAGAGUACGAACAAGAAGCCCUCGCCAACCUCAAGAAGAAUCUUGCUGCGAAAUGGGACUUUAUUACUAUGCAGGCGGAGGAACAGGUUCGUCUAGCAAAGGAGAGGAAGAAAGGUGACAAGAUAGUGAGUGACAGCCAGGAGCGCGCAUACUGGCGCGUGGCGCGGCCGCCGCCGGGCGUGGCCAGCGCGCUGGAGCCCUGUCCCGUGCCCGUGCGCGCGCGGCACCAUCGCGUUAAGAAGCGCUCCGUGCAUCAAGUCACUCGUGAAAUUGAGCAUCUAAAAGCGAGUCUGGACCGUACGAGAGUGAAGACUUCAAUUGCCCUUGAGGCCCUCUUGGCCUACUCGGAGACCUUCACUCCCUACGAUCCCUGGCUCACCCCGCCGCAGCCCUCCAACCCUUGGGUCAGCGACGACACCCUAUUCUGGCAAAUUAACAGCCCUCUUGUGGAGGUGCCGAGUGAGAAGCGGGUCCAGCGCUGGGCGUUGUCUAUCGACGAACUGGUGUCGGACCCGACGGGGCUGCAGGAGUUUACCAGUUUCUUGCGCAAGGAGUACUCGCACGAGAACAUCAGGUUCUGGCUGGCAGUCAUGGAUCUGCGACGCAGCAGUACCAAGCAGAUACCGAAGAAACUUGAAGAAAUCUAUGAAGAGUUUCUGAAGCCGGGCGCGCCGUGCGAGAUCAACAUAGACGGCGCCACGGCGGAGCGCGUGACGGAGGGGCUGCGCAGCGGGUCCCGGUACGCGCUGGACCACGCGGCCGAGCACGUCUACGGCCUGCUGCUGAAGAAGGACUGCUACCCGCGCUUCGUCAGAUCCGACCACUUCCAGCGCCUGCUCACUGAGGGCAGGAACGUGCACCAGAAGAAGGCUAAGUUAGUUGGACUUGUUACAGACGAGGUUCAAAAGUUUUUCAACUUUGGUGGGCAAGUAAAGAAGAAGCCCGGGUCGACGAGCGGCGGCGGCGCGGCGCUGUCCCGGCGGCGCGGCUCGGACCGCUCGCUGUCGGGCUCGGCGCACGAGCUGGCCGUGUGCGCGGCGCAGGCCCCGCGCCCGCCCGACCAGCCCAGCCACAGCCACUCGCAGUCCAACCUCUGCGAUAUCACCACUUUCAGAGAUCCUCUCGAUGACGAUACGGCAGACGUACUGCCGUGGGAGUGUUCUUCGCGGGAGGUGGUGUACGGCAGUGCCAGUAGGCGGCGACAAGACUCUGCUGCAGAUUCGGGCAGCUCGUCGUCGGACGUGAGCGCCGCCGUGGCCGUGAGCGAGCGCACGCGGCGCCUGCCGCAGCAGAGCACGCUGGACGGCGGGCUGCGCGGCGCGCCGCCGCCGCUGCGCCGCCUGUCGGCCGUGGAGCCGCGCCACCUGGCGCCGCUGGCGUCGCCGCCGCACUCGCCGCCCCCGCGCCCGCCGCCCGCGCCCGCGCCCCUCGCGCACGCGCCCCCGCACCCCACGCCCACCAUCAGUGUCAGCUCUGCGCCCGACGACGACGAGGCUGGUUCCCCUCCUGGCACCGCUUCGCCCGAUGAGCCGCGAUCUAUCGCGCACUCGGACGAACCUUCGUCGGUAUUCGCAUCGGCAGACGCGACUCCCACGGAACCGAUGCGACCCGUGUUCAAGGUCGGUGAAGAGCGAUCGGCGCCCGUCACCGAAGGGCCUACGGCUUCCACGGAUCCAGGUUGUGAUAGCUCAAAGGAAGAGGCGCCACACGAAACCGUGAGAAUUCGGUCUGUGUUGGAGUCAGUGGUGUGCGCGCCCUCGAUAGAAUCCUAUGACGACUCGUCCGCUUCGGGUGCCGUGUCAGACUCCAGGGAUUCCGACCGAACGCGAUCGUCCGAAGACGACGUAGUGUCGGUGCAACGUGUGCUGUCCCGCGAAUCGUCAACGAUAAAAGAAACCAGUCCGGCCUCAAGUAAAGAUACAAGUAGCAAAAUCGGCGAUCUUCCAGAGAAUACGUCCCAGAGUGACGAUACUAUGACGAGCUCUGUUCAAGUGGCGGAGUCGACAAGCGAAGUGACAAGUGUGUCGCCAAAUGCGUCGACUAGUGUACCGUCGACCGCGCUGGUGCUUGUACCGUCGAGCGCGCCGGCGGUGGCGCCGAGCGUGGCGGGGCCCGCGGCGCCCAGUGUGGCACAGUCGGAGCUGGACAAGACGGCUGAGUGUGUAGCGCCGGAGCCUUGCAGCUCAGCGACGGUGGAGUCGACGAGUACGGCGCCCGUGGGUUCGGUGCCUGUAGGCUCGGUGCCUGUAGGCUCGGUGUCUGCAGGCUCGGUGUCUGCAGGCGCAGUGGCUACAGGCUCGGUGCCGCGCCCGCCCGUAGCGCCGCUCGCAGUCUGCGAGGAUAUCGGGGUCGACGACGACAACGUAGACAAAGUGCCUUCGGCGCCACUGCAAAGGGUCUCGGAAGAUUCCAAGGCGGCGUCCGACGUGGACGCGACGAAAACUAUUGCUCAUAAAGACGAACUGACGUCGGUCUCUGAUACCAAUAUUGUUAAGCGUGAUAAUAAAAGCGGCAUCGGUGAGCGUAAGCAGCGGAACGACAUAUGUCCAUGGGAGGACGAAAAUUCCUGCGAAAGUGAUGCUCCAUUUGUUAAAACUUACGCAACGCUCGGUUACUUAUAAUUUUUGUAGGCGAAUAUCAACAAUAUUUUACGAUGUCAGGGUUAUAGUAUGAUAUGAUAUUUAAUUUUUUAACUUAGACCCUAUGUUUUUAAUUAUCACAGAAGGAGUUAGACAUUAUUAUGUAAUUAUAUGAAUAUUUUAAAGUAAAUGAUCGUUAAUUAUUAGUAAAACAAAUGGGUUUUAUUUAAUAUCGCAACAUAAUUGGUGCAUAGUAUUUGUUAGGGAGGUCAUAAAGGUUUUAUAGAGAGUAAGUAGGUUUCUGCUUAGACAGUAUGACACAGUCGCUGCGAGCACAAUAUUGCCGGUCCACCGUGCCGCGGCCUACAAGCCAGCAUCACGUUCAACUCUGGGCAGCUUACCCCCUUCCCCCGGACAACGACAGAAUAACGCAAACAAUAUCACUCGCCUCUAUCCAAUUCGCGUUACUAAACAAUAAAUAAUUGUAGGAAAUAAA
Messenger RNA from Spodoptera frugiperda (fall armyworm), 3723 nucleotides. RefSeq lists its product as uncharacterized. NCBI's taxonomy places the organism in Eukaryota, Metazoa, Arthropoda, Insecta, Lepidoptera, Noctuidae. The record is from RefSeq and is a predicted model, not a curated record. Gene Ontology annotation, biological process: G protein-coupled receptor signaling pathway; intracellular signal transduction; regulation of G protein-coupled receptor signaling pathway.